Molecule: messenger RNA, 3729 nt
Organism: Pneumocystis jirovecii RU7
Lineage: Eukaryota; Fungi; Ascomycota; Pneumocystomycetes; Pneumocystales; Pneumocystaceae
Exons: 8
Coding region: 1-3729 (1242 amino acids)
Biological process (GO): endocytosis; endosomal transport; actin cortical patch assembly
Cellular component (GO): nucleus; mating projection tip; actin cortical patch
Molecular function (GO): actin binding; calcium ion binding
Source: RefSeq, a predicted model, not a curated record
AUGAAUACAAACCCUUAUUCAACGCCUCAAAUAGAGAACCUGCAGCGUGCUACAUACUCAGGAGAUUCUCAACAGCCUCUACAUGCACCGGCAGCACGAGAUUUGGCAUUUUCAGGGCUUCAAACAGGCCAUUUAUCAGGUUCAAUUAACAGUGAAAAUAUUGAUACUAGAAAUAUGCCGUAUUUUGGAGAAGGGGGAUCAAUACAAGCUCAAACAGGAGCACCAGGGACACAGAUUGGAGCAAGUCUUUUAUCAGGAAGAAAAACGGGGAAAAUGCGGCUUUCCUUUGUAACAUCGAGUGAUCAGGCGAGAUUUGAAGAUAUUUUCCGUUCAGCAGUGGGAGAAAAUAUUGUUAUUAGUGGAGAAAUAGCAAAAUCUAUUAUGUCUAAGUCAUGUCUUACGCCGUCAGUGCUUGCAAAGAUAUGGGAACAUGCAGAUACGACGAAAUCUGGGCAAUUAAUGAUGCCAGAGUUUGUUUUAGCGAUGCAUCUAUGUAGCAUGGCAAUGUCGGGGAAAAGUGUGCCAGAUAAGAUUCCAGAAACUAUAUAUGACGAAGUAUUUGAUGUGGUUUCAUCUAUUUUGCUCUCUGUUCCGGAUACAUCGCCUUCUAGUUGGGGAAAGAAUGCACAGAAUAUGAAAACAAGCGGCUCAUCUCAGCAUGGAGCGCCAGGAUUGGGUGGAACGCAGGUUAUACAGCCAAUGCAGGCGACACAGGGGCAAGGGGGGCUUCAAAGCUCUCAAACAGGGCCGAUUUCACAGGUAGCAGGGUUUCAAACACCUUUUAUGCAGAUGCCGGGGGGGUUUCAACCGCUUUCCCCACUUACAUCUAAUAUUCAACCGCAAAUACAUACAGGGUCAGCACAUUAUACGGAUCCUAUGCAUUCAGGAAUGACGGGAGUGUCAAAUUAUGGAAUGAAAGUUGAUAAUACAGCGAUUCAAGGACAAUGGAGUGGAGCAAAUAUUGUACAGAGAAAGACCUCAGGGAUCUAUGCAUUGCAAUCGCAAUUGAUGCCUCAGACAGGAAGAAAAGAGGGAAUUGCUUCAGUGGAUAUGAGUGGAGCUUCUCAAUCAACAUGGGCAAUGUAUGAUAAUUUUUUGAGUAUUUUAGCUAAUGAUUUCAGAACAAAAGAUGAAAAACAAGUCUAUGAUAAUAUAUUUAAGUUAAAGGCAUGGGGUGGUCUUAAUACAGGUUUUAUUGAUGGGAAAACUGCAGUUGAAAUAUUUAGUCAAAGCAAUCUUUCUAAAAAAGAUUUGGAAUUAAUAUGGAACUUGGCAGACUCAGAAAACCGUGGAAAACUAAAUAUUGAUGAAUUUUCUAUAGCUCUUCAUUUGGUAUAUCGCAAAAUAAAUGGUUACGAGAUACCCUUAAAACUUCCACAAGAACUUGUGUUACAAUCGUCAAAAAAUUUUUCUGAUUCAGUUAGUCAAGUCAAAUCACUUUUACGUAAUCUUAAUUCUCAUGAAAAAAAAUCUUUUUCAUCUCAAAUUACAGACUAUACAAAACUACAAUCGUCCGACAAUGAUCCUUUUGAGAUAUAUUCUAAAAAUAUAUCAAAAUAUAAGCAAGAUAAUUAUAAAAUAGAACAUAUUUCAGAUUUUCAUAAAAAAGAAUCUUUGAAAAAUUUCGAUUCUUUUCUAGUUACAGAGUUAAAAAAAAAAGAUACUGGUCAAUUGGAUAAAUUUAUUAAAAAUAGAGAAGAAAUCCCUGAUAUAACCAAUAUUCAAAAUGAAAAAUAUAAAUCUGAAAUUAAAGAAAAUAAAAAUGAAAUAAAACAUCUCUAUCGUCAAAUUCGUCAUAUACAAGAAGAAAUCAAUAACCAUCCUGAUUCAUCGUUAUUAUUGCUUGACUUAAAUGAGAAACAUGUGACUCUUAAAUAUGAAUUGGAAGAUUUAUCAGAUGAACUUCCAAGCAUUAUCUCUAGGAUUCGAAAAGUUCAACAAGAGAUUGCAGAUGCAAAACUUGAACUUUUUAAAUUACAAGAUGUUAAAAAUUAUCCAGAAUCAAAUGCAAAGAUCAUGAAUAAUAAAGAAACAACUGAUUCAAAUAAAAGAAAUACAGAAGCAGCAGCAACACUAAGAGCUCAAAUGGCAAUUCUUACAGGAGAUUUAACAUCAUCAAAAGUUAAUGAUUAUGAUAGACGAUAUUCCGAAGCCGUAUUUAAUAUAAAUAAAGAAAAAGAAUCCAAUGAAAAUACAAUAUCUAGUAUUGAAGAGAGCGCAGAACAAUUAAAAAAUGAUUUAGAAUAUAAGCUCAAAAAUUUCAAAGAAAAAUUUUUAUCUAGCAAUGAUGAACGUAAAAAAUGGAAUGAAGGACUUAAUGUUCAAAAUGAAAUUAAAGAAUUUAUUUCUGAUUUGAAAAAAACAUAUAAACCUCAAGAAAAAAGCAAUUCAAAUUUUGAAAAUAAAUCUUCGGAUAUAUCAAUUUCUACAAAACAAUCAAUAAUUGACUUUUCAAAAAAACCUCUUUCUAAUGUUACACAUAAACAUGAUUCUACUUAUACUUCUUUAUCUAUUGACAAGAACAAGGAUAAAGCAGCAUGGAUCAAAGCUGAAGCAGAACGUCGUAUGAAUGAACGUUUAGCUGCAAUGGGUAUUGAGCCCUACAAAAGAUUAUCAGGAUCAAAUGAUUCAUUAAUUGUUAAUGAAAAACAAUCCGAUAUUAUAAAAGAAGCUGAAGAAAGAAGAAAAAAGGAUGAAGAAUACCAAAAGGAAAGAGAAAGGGCUAGAUUAUUGCGAAUAGAAAAAGAAAACAAAAACUCCCUUUCAGCAGGAUCUGAUAAGCAAUCAACUUUUAUUGAUCAAACAUCACGGAAUUCUAAAAAUAAUCAAAAUAUUUUAGACAUGCACUCAAAAAUAUUAAACGAGAAAUUUCAAGAAAAAGAUUUAACUGAAGAAAUAGUACAAAAAGAACGUAUAAAAAAAUCUAAAGAUACAAAAUCAAGAAAUACAAAAAAAACAUCUGAAAUAGAAAAAAAACAAAAAAAGAAUAGCUUACAGCAUGACCUACAAAUGAAAGAAGAAAGAUUACGUAAAUUAAAGGAAGAAAUGAAGGCUAAAAAACAAGAAGAAAUAUUACUUCGACGUAAACAAGAUGAAAUGGAGAAAGAAAUAAAAAGACUUUCGCUAGAAAAUAAUGAAGAUUACCAAAUAAAAAAAAAUGAUCAAUUAAAAGCACAAACACAAUAUACGUCUGAAACAAACCCGUUUCAAUACAACACUACUGAAUUACAUACAUCUUCAAAUAAACUAAAUAAUCCAUUUUCGACCUUACAAAAUCAAAACAAAUCAGACUCAUCUUUAGAUACUUUGCAUACAGCAUCAAGCACACGCCAUUCUUCACCACAUAUGCAGCCUAUAUCAAAAAUAUUACAUUCAAAUUACCAAACAGAUUCAAAUACGUGGUCUAUAUCUCAAUCAACGAGUGACAAUGAUAAUAGCGACGACAGUACAACUGCCAAAAAAAACCCCUCUCAAUUAGCAUCUAUCUUAAUCGGAGCCAUUGAAUCCGGCAAAGGAUCUCCAUACUUAAUUAAAAAUGACUCUCCUAAAACAUCAACAACCGAGUUAUUUGAAACACCUUCACAUUAUCUUCCUUCCCUCGGAAGGAAAAGCCCAUCUUCCCCCACUGCUAAUAGAGAUGCACUAUUAAAUCAAAUUCAGAAAGGCACUAAACUCAAAAAAACACCGGCUAUUCAGCCCCGUUCUUCCAGCAUUGUAGGAAAAGUAUAA